AUGGCAAAAGAUGGAAGGCGCAAAAAUAGAAGACCGUCAGUCCCAGUCGCGGCGUCGGAUUCCGGCAAGAACUCAACCUCUAACCCUAACAUCGAGUCCCUCGACUGGGUAACAUGUAAACAAGAAGAACAGUUAGAUAAAUUUAUCAGGAAGAAACUGGCCCAUGUUUAUGGCCAAGCUCUGUCUACGCUUGUUUACAUGGGAUAUGAUGAAGAUGUCGCUUUACAAGGUUUAUUGGAAAGGGGGUAUUGUGUCGGUAAGGCUGACUGUUUGAGUAACGUUGUUCAAAAUUGUUUGGAAUUUUUAACAGGAAAAGACGACGCUGAAUCGGAAGAACAAGAUCGACCUCAACCGUUCAAGAAUCUUGAAUUGUCAGUGGACUUCAAUCUGCACUUUUGGGAGUAUAUUUUGCAAAAAUAUAGUCCCAAUUUGAAUAGAAUGUGUAUACUUCGAUGUAUUCUUAUGACUGAUUUGAAUCUGAAUCGAGCCAUUACCAUGAAUAUGCCUUUUAACAUGCCUAGUGAUUUGAAUCCUGACGAUGACAAUGGUGAUGAUGGAGAGAAAGACGUGUUCUUGGCUCUUGAAAUCAGAGAAAUGCUUGAUAAUUUGAAUGUUCUCGACGACUCUGUUUCUGAGGAUAUGAAGGAUGCGAUGAUUGCUGGUUUGCAAAAGCCGAUGGAUGAUCUUAUGGUGCAGGUUAAAGAAAGGAUAAGAUGGGCAAGUAAGAAGGUGGUAGAAGCGAGAAGAAAGCAACCCUCCACGAUAAUGAGUCUACUGGAGGAGCUUCGGUUAUUUGAAUGUUCCUUAGAAAGCAUGUUAGCGAGGAGGAAUUCUGAAUUAUUAUCAACACACAAUGGAGUAGAUAACGCGGAGAAAACUGUAGACCGUCUUGAUAUGGUGAAGGUAGAGAUUAAAGCAGAAAUAUCGGCAUCAAAGCUAAUAGAAUCUGAGACAGAACAGAAAUGUUUGCAAGUUUCAAAGAAAAAGAACCGGGAGAGGCAGAAAGUGAAGCUGCAGGAGGAACUAGAAUUGGAGAAGAAAAAGAUAUCAAAAUGGGAACAACAGCUGGUUGAGAUUGAGGCAGCUAUAACCCUGGCUGUGAUGAAAUUGUGCGAGGCUAUCAACGCAAAGAAGACGUUCAAUAAACUAAUUUACUUGGAAAAUCAGGUGGCCUUAGAGAAGUGGAAUUGUUGGAAACGAAAGGUUGAUGCUCUGAAAAUUCAGACAAAUGGGGAGAUUGAUAUUUUUAAUGAACAAAUGAAGAGGCUGGGGAAACUGCUUAAAGACGCCAUAUCAUUCGUCGUAUAUAAAUAG
Impatiens glandulifera is the source of this 1314-nucleotide messenger RNA. Its product is annotated as MND1-interacting protein 1-like. The transcript has a single exon. The record is from RefSeq and is a predicted model, not a curated record. Bases 1 to 1314 code for a protein of 437 amino acids. NCBI's taxonomy places the organism in Eukaryota, Viridiplantae, Streptophyta, Magnoliopsida, Ericales, Balsaminaceae.